Molecule: messenger RNA, 2169 nt
Organism: Lithohypha guttulata
Lineage: Eukaryota; Fungi; Ascomycota; Eurotiomycetes; Chaetothyriales; Trichomeriaceae
Exons: 4
Coding region: 1-2169 (722 amino acids)
Molecular function (GO): ATP-dependent protein folding chaperone; ATP binding
Source: RefSeq, a predicted model, not a curated record
AUGAGCUCUCGAUUGAAGAGUUUCGGCUUUGGUUCCAAGCGCAAGAGUAACGUCAAUCUUCCUACCUCGUCUGGCUCUGGCACCUCAGUCGCUCUUCCCUCCCAAUCGCCCAACGGCUCCACUUCCGUCGCCAAUACCCCUCCUCCUGCCAACUCCUCGCAGACCAGCCUGACUCCUAUGAACCAGCCAGGUCUGGGUCGUCCUCCAAGCUACCAGUAUUCCAACGUUGCUGGUCGCCCACAAUCGCCCAUGCCCCCUCCUAGUGGACAACAGGUCGCGUCUCAUCACCCACCACCUAUUGACACAAGUCGAGGUUUCGUCGGCGCAAACCCUCAAAUGGCUCAACAACCUCCUGGCUAUGGCGGUGCUGGAUAUGGGCAGGCUAUGCAGCCACAUCCUCAACAGAUGGGUCAGUAUGGACUGCAUAUGCGUCCGGCUGAGGUAGAAGGAGGUAACCGAAGCAAGGCGCAGUUGAUUGUGGGCAUUGACUUCGGGACCACCUUUUCCGGCGUGGCAUUCGCCUUCGCGACAAACACCGAAGCAAAGGAAGACAUAAUAACGGAAUGGCCUGGUGCAGGCAACCAAACGAAGCAAAAGAUUCCAACAGUCCUUUACUACGAUCAGUAUCAGAAAGUCGUCGGAUGGGGCCCAGAUAUCGCAGAUGCCCUGGCUCCAACAGGCUACCCGAAGCCUGGUGUUCAAAAGGUGGAAUGGUUCAAGCUGCAGCUCAUGAUGUCCGGCAACACAUACAUAGACCCGAUCAACCUUCCACCUCUACCACCUGGCAAAUCUGAAAUCGACGUUGCAGCAGAUUAUUUAUUCAAGCUCAGACAGGCAAUGCGCCUGCAAUUGCAAAAAACUCUUGGUGAGGUCUUUAACCGUGAAGAACGAAACAUCCGCUACUUCUUGACUGUGCCUGCUAUUUGGAACGAUGCGGGUAAAGCUGCAACACGAGCUGCUGCAAUCCAAGCUGGCUUUAUACGCGAUGACAAUGACAACCGUCUUACUUUAAUCACCGAGCCAGAAGCGGCAGCCAUGUUCUGCUCCAAGACAGGUCUCCUCAACCUGAAGAUUCACGAUGCAGUCUUGAUUGUCGAUUGUGGCGGCGGAACUGUCGAUUUGAUUGCCUACGAAGUCGAAGAAGAGACCCCCUUCUCUGUUGCUGAAUGUACAGCCGGCUCUGGUGACUCUUGCGGUUCUACAGCUCUGAACAGAAACUUCAGCAAUAUCCUUCGAGCCAAAAUUCGAAAGAUGAAACUUCCUGAUGGCUCAAAGACAGCUGGUCGGGUAUACGCCAAAUGCAUCAUGGAUUUCGAGAACAGAAUAAAAGCCGAUUUUAGAAACAAUGGACAGAAAUGGGCUGUCGAUGUCGGUAUCGAGGCUGAAUUCCCAGAGGCUGGUAUCGAAGAAGGUUAUAUGACUUUCACAAACGAAGAGAUCCUACAGUGUUUCGAGCCAGUCGUCAACAGAAUUUUGGAAUUGGUUAGAAACCAAAUCAUUGCUAUUCAGGCCCAAAACAGAUCGUUGCAAAAUGUGCUUGUGGUUGGUGGCUUUGGUGCAUCAGAAUAUCUCUUCCAGCAAAUUAAGCUACAUGUGCCACCACAAUUUCAAUCAAAGGUCGUCCGACCUAUGGACUCAGUCGCUGCCAUUGUCAAAGGUGCAGUCACUGCAGGUAUCACUGAGAGAGUCGUUACGUCUCGUGUUGCCAGACGGCAUUACCUGAUGGCUACCCUGCAACCUUUUAAGGAAGGAUAUCACCCAGAGGCCUACAGAGUGCCAAGCUUGGAUGGUAAAGAUCGAUGCAAAUACACACGACAAAUCUUCGUGCAAAAAGGUGAACGAGUCAAAAUUGGUGAGCCUGUGAAGGUGAGCUUCUUCAGACAGGUCGCGCCUGGUGCAACCUUGAUGUACGAGGACAUUCUUUAUGCUUGUGAUGAGGAUGUUUGCCCUGAAUAUACCAAAGAUCCUAGGAUCAAGGAGGUAGUCACGCUAACCUCGGAUUUGUCAAGAAAGAACUUGGAGAAGGAUUUCGAGAGAAUGGACACACCACAAGGCACCUUCUACAGAGUGUACUUCGAUAUUUAUCUUACCUUGGACGGCUCGGAAUUCAAUGCUGAGUUGGUGUGCCAGGGAGAAGUCAUGGGAAGAUGCAGUGCGAGGUUCAGAUAA